AUCUGGCAACCCUUACUCUAGAUAACUUCGUUUUGCGCAUGCGCAGUACUAUCCGGGUUAUUGAAGAUGUCUUUCGCAAGAAGACUGCUCAUAAGCGCCCCUAAAAGAGCGUCGUUUCACCUUUUUAAAGUUGAGACCCUCAGAACAUGUUCAGCUCCUGUCGCCUCCGCCGCGCGCUACAGCAGCGCCUCCUCCACCAAAGAAGAGCUCCAGAGGCCCUCCAGCAGUCUAACGUUAGCUGAGAACAUCACUCUCAGUGAAUCCUGUGUCAAGAGGCUCGCUGAGAUUAUGGAAAAGGGAGAGUUUCUGAGGAUAGCAGUGGAGGGAGGCGGAUGUUCAGGAUUCCAGUAUAAAUUCUCCCUGGAUACUGCAAAAAACGAAGACGACAGAGUGUUUGAAAAGAAUGGUGUUGGGAUAAUAGUUGACCAGGACAGUCUGGAGUUUGUGAAAGGAUCCACCAUUGACUUCAGUCGGGAGCUCAUCCGUUCUUCCUUUCAGGUGUUGAAGAACCCACAGGCUGAACACGGCUGCUCAUGCGGCUCGUCCUUCUCUGUCAAAAUCUGACACCAUCACAGCGUUAUAGUUUAUGAAGUUGUUAACGCAUGCAUAGCUAUGUGCUUAUUGAAGAUCAGCCAAAAGCAUGAUAAGCUAACAUUAGGGGUUCUGAUAUGUUAAAUCUAUUUAUAUGACCACAGAUGACGCAAUAGAAAAAAAAAAAAAAAUCAUACCCUGCAGCUGUUAGUGUGUUGUAUAUAAGGAAGAUUGUAAAUAUAUUUCUAAUAAAGUUAUAAUAUAUGCCUGUAAAGAUUAUUGUUUUUUUGGGGGAAUAUUCUCAGGGUCAUUUGCGUAGUUUAUCAUUAUUCUGUUAUUUCAAUCACAGUGUUCAGAGGAAUCAUGUAAAUAUGAAUAAGUCAGCAUUUCUUAAGGUACAGCUCAGAUUUAAUGCAAGUAAUGUGUUUUUAUUAUUAAAUGAUAGAUUAAUCACAGAAUUGAAUCCGGGUUCAAAAGAAGUUAAGUUAAAAAAAUAAUUUUGACUGUCCUCAUUAUGAGUACAUUACUGUGUAAACUAUAUUUAGUGUUAUAAUUGAU
Molecule: messenger RNA, 1089 nt
Organism: Onychostoma macrolepis
Lineage: Eukaryota; Metazoa; Chordata; Actinopteri; Cypriniformes; Cyprinidae
Gene: isca2
Product: iron-sulfur cluster assembly 2
Exons: 4
Coding region: 67-564 (165 amino acids)
Biological process (GO): iron-sulfur cluster assembly
Cellular component (GO): mitochondrion
Molecular function (GO): iron ion binding; 4 iron, 4 sulfur cluster binding; 2 iron, 2 sulfur cluster binding
Source: RefSeq, a predicted model, not a curated record